GGCUGGGAUGGAAAGGGAGCGCCGCCGCCGCUCUAAUGCAGCAGGUAGAGUUGCGCGCUAGGACCUGGGCGGAAUCCUUGGCCGCCCGCAAACUGGACUACCUUAAACCCAGCCCAAUGCCUCUUCCUGCGCCACUUUUCCCUGCGCGCUUGGAUGGAAGAGGCACAGUCGAGAGCCGCAGCUCGGCACUGGAGGACGGCGGCAGCGGCAGCGGCGGCGCGGCACCGGGAGCCCUGCGGAAGCGGCACCUGUUCCCAGGCGAGGCAGCCGAGAGAUAGCAGCCGUGGGACGCGGCUGCUCCCUGCCUUGUUCGGCGCGGAUCGCCACCCCGGCUGAGCCCAGAGAGGCACCCGCGGUGCCUCCUCCGGAGAAUUCGGGAUAAUAGGAUCUGGACGGCAAAAGUUUUCUUUUAAUUGGAUUUUUAUUAUUAUUAUAACCCCCCCUCUUUCCGGCGGUGGAGAGGGGGAUUCGUCUCAGCCAGCCAACGGGAGAUUUCCCACCCACCCUGCUCUUCUUUUUCGUCUUCUCCCGCUCUUCUCCUUGCAGGAUUCCAUGCUGAUGUAUGCAGCCAGUUAUAGAGUAAAAACAGCGCAUGCCUUCCUGGAGUCAGAAUCCAUAAAAAAUCCUGGCGUCGCCCGGGCAUCUUAAAUAUAUCUGCCUAUAUAGCAAUAAUCGGUGCGUGCAGCUCCCAUUAAAAAAAGCCUCAGGCGCCGAAGUUGCUAUGGUCGUCCUGCUCCUAAGCCCCAUGGAGAAACUACGGAUUUUUAGCCUCAUUACGGUCGGGUGGGCAGAAGACCCCACCGCUUGCUAAGAGCUGGAGGAAUAUAGAUGAUCCCUCGCCCUGGACCCCUCCAGACCCGUCUGAUGUGUUUAUAAAUAUGUCCGUGUGCGGCGCUUUCUUAAGACUAACAGCGGCUUGACCUUGAACCUGGGACAAGUCGAAGCAGCAGAUCACUUUCAAAAAAUAUAUAUCCUACUUAUUAUUAUUGAUGGAUUAAAGCAAAGGACAUUCUUUCUUCCCCUCCAUGUAACUACAAGUGGGAGGGGAGAGUGGAGUGGAAACACGUCCUCCCCCCCACCCACCCAAAAAAAGGGGGGGAAGAAAAAGAUCUCUACCUUGGGUUUUUGGGCACCAGCACUACAGUUUUGCUUCAAAAACGAGCUCGCCUUCCUCCCCCCUUCCUCCUCCUCCUCCCUCCCCCUGGCUCCUGAUGGCUCCCUUAGGUGAAGUUGGGAACUAUUUCGGCGUCCAGGAUGCGGUACCCUUUGGGAACGUCCCCGUCUUGCCGGCUGAUAGCCCCGUGUUGUUAAGCGACCACCUGGGCCAGGCGGAAGCGGGUGGGCUACCCCGGGGCCCUGCGGUGACGGACCUGGAUCACUUAAAAGGGAUCCUGAGGCGGAGGCAGCUCUACUGCAGGACUGGAUUUCAUUUAGAGAUUUUCCCCAAUGGUACGAUCCAAGGAACCAGGCAAGACCACAGCAGAUUUGGUAGGUAUGGGCGAUUUAACCUUCUGGUGGCCGUGGGGCUGACAAUGACAGAAGUUGGCCCCCCCCCCCCCUGUUUCUGUUCACAGGAAAAGCUAACCCAGGAAUGUGUAUUCAGAGAACAAUUUGAAGAGAACUGGUAUAACACAUACUCAUCGAAUCUAUAUAAGCAUGUGGACACUGGAAGACGAUAUUACGUUGCAUUAAAUAAAGACGGGUCUCCGAGAGAAGCGACUAGGACUAAGCGGCAUCAAAAAUUCACACAUUUUUUACCUAGACCGGUGGAUCCAGAGAAAGUCCCUGAACUAUAUAAGGAUAUUUUAAGCCAAAGUUGACAAAGACAAUUCCUUCACUUGUGAGCCCUUAAAACGAAAGUAACCACUAUAAAAGGUUUCAUGCGGUGGGUUCUUAAUUGAUUAGCUGUGUCAUCGCAUCAGCUCCACUGUUGCCAAACUUUGUCGCAUGCAUAAUGUAUGAUGGAGGCUUGGAUGGAACAUGUUGGUUUUGUUCUGCACUUAAAGGGGUUUUGUCUUCCUGGAGGAGUGCCUAUUGCCCAUUCGCUUGGUUUAUUAUGAGAGGAAGGAAGGAAGAGUGAGAAUGUGUGAGAGCGGAGAAAAGAAAGGAAAGAGGAUGAAAGAGAGAAGCUGGAGCAAGAAGGAAGGAAGGGGGAGGGGGAAAGGCCUGAUGCAUGCUGGGAAAUAGACACGCUUUUAAAUUUUUUGAUCCAUUGUACUUCAUCCUAUAUCAGCAUAGCUGCCAUACUUUGACUCAUCAGGAAUUUUGGCUGGUGGCCUGCGCAAGUGUACGCUGCAUUUAUAAAAAAGAAAACGAAAAAAAGAAGGCAUGGAGGGUUCGUUCUUACUUAAACAAACAAACAAACAAACAAACAAACAAACAAACAGAAAGAGACUUGCUAUUUUUUUGUUUGACUGCUCAAGUGGGAGCCACCCCUCGCUGAAUUUAAAAGCAAAGACCUCCCAGGUGAAAAAAAACGAGAAAAGAUUAAAAAAUAAUAAAAAGUAGUAAAAAAAAAAUACGUAAAAAAGUUUAAAUUUAUUUAUAGAAAUUCCAAAGGCAACAUUUUAUUUAUUUUAUAUAUUUAUUUAUUAUAUAGAGUUUAUUUUUAAUGAAAUAUGUACAGGCCUGAUAGGCAGUUUGGAAGCUUUAGGCUCUGUGAAACAUUUCGACGGCGAAGGCCGCUCUCGAACCUGUGAUAAAACUCAUGCAAGUCAAACGUAAAAGGUGCAUGGAGGCAAAGAGAAAUCUAGCGAUCCUAAUGUACUAAAGGUGACAAUCUCCUUUGUGCCCAUAUUAUUGUAAAAGUAUGCACAACCACUCAUGACACAGAGAGCUCACUCUUCUGACUGCUUGUUUCAUAGCUUAAACUCUCCCCCCCGUCCCCUCCUCCCUCCCCAAGGAUUAAAGAUAAAAAUGGGUCUUCAAAACUUUAAUUCUGUGUCUGUAAUAUUUCCUCUUUGGUAAGUCGACUUAUUCCAUCUCUGUAAGCUUCACAGUUGUGAAAAGAAGAAAGAGAAAAGAAAACAAGGGUUGGUAUAUAUUCUACUUGUUAAAACCUACUGCAGAUAAUACCAAAGCUAAAUGAUACAUAUGCUCCUUUUAUUUAAGCAGAAUGCCAGAAACAUCCUAAUAUUGACAUUUUGUACUAAUUAAGGUUUUCACAACUAGUACAAGAGGCCCGGGGCAAGGUUCACUCUUGUAAACUUGUUUAAUUGUGCACUUGACUAUCUACUCUGAAAUUACACAAGUUCCAUAGGGGUUAUUACUGUAACAUCUUUUAUGGGGGGAAAAAUUGCUUUCAGUGUGAACUGUCAUAAUACAUAUUAACACCCUUCUUAAAGUAAGACUCUUGCAAAUGAAACUAAUAAAUCUCUAUUGAGAAUUGCAACGAGGGGGAAAGUACUAUACUCGUUUUAUUUCAAGUUAUCUUUCAUAUGUUCCUGGGGCGUAUGCCGUUAGGACUGUGUAACAGAGUAAGUGCAAACACACCUUUCGUUAGGGGUUGUAAUUUUGGAACUUGCCCCAUAGAAAAGAGCCCCUGGGAAUAGCUGAGUCAGAAGUGCUGUCCAACAGCUGCAGCCCAGUGCACUAUGUUUGUGUACCAUUGUGCAGAGUUACUGUACAAGGUUUCGGAGCUCAGCCUGGUUUGGGUUGUUGCCUGGAUUCUAUUUAGUUUGGAAAGUUGUGCAUCCGUCUCCAUAUGAACGAUGCAUGUUUCCUUGGGUUGCAGUGGAUGCUUAAAACAACUGAAGCACGUCGAAGCACUUCUAAUGCCACUUCUUGUAGUUGAUACCGCAUGUCAUUCUGGGACCGUAUAAGUUUUACUUGAGUUUCCACGUGCAAGUAUUAGCAAGCAGUUUCAAGGCUCUGGUUCCAUCCAACGAGCUUAUACUCGGAGCAGAGCCAUUGAACUUAAUAGACUUGGUAGUCAUUUUCAUUACUUUCAACUGGUGUGCUCUGAGUAUGGCUGUUGCUAGAGACAAGCCUAAAUCUUCCACCUAGCUGGAGUAAGAAGGGAGUUUAAUGCACAGAGGGCUGUAUCAACUAAGUCAUUCGCAGAACAGACCCAUAGACUUAGUAACAACUAACUCAAGCCCCUUGAUUUCAGUGGCUCUACUUUGAGCAUGCCUCCGUUGGAGACAGACAAAAGAUAUUAAGUACUGCUUAUGAAGAAAUUGGAGAAAACCACCAAUAUGUUCAGAAUGAAUUCGGCAUUCCUUCACUCAGUUGCAAGCUGCACAAGAUGAGUUUACAUGUUCGGUUGUGGGCCGUGGGGAGCACAUUACAUUCCACACGGGGCUACAAAUGAAAAGUAUAUCCCCAUGUACAGUUCUUACCCCUCUCUCCCCACUCUUUGUAUCUCUUUGAUACAAAGUCAGUCUUCCCCUUAUUAUUACGUUAUCUAUCUGUAUGUUUCCACGCCCUUGUUCAUGUUAACUUGUGUUCUGGGCAAGGGCUGAGGAAUUAUGAUGCCAACACAGGUGUGUUUAAACAUUAUGGGAGAGGUGGAGAACUCAACACGGGGCUGGGAUUUUCAGAGGCAGCCUUGAGUCAAGUGUAAUGUGUAGUUCUGCCCUUUGGGCUAGCCAGUCCAUAGUAUCCAAUCUUGGGUAAUUUUUUGACGCAACUAUCCAUGAUACACUGAAGAGAUCUGUUCCACAUAUCUGGUAGCUAAAAUUUAUUACAUGAGCACCAUAAUGUGUGCAGUCACUUACUCUGAAUGGGAUCAGAAUAAGAAAACUAUUCUUUCAUUUAAAAUGAAAAUCUAAUGCCAAUUGCUUCUUGGCCCAUAGUAUAAUCAAACUCAAGACUUUCCCAAUGUAUUGUAAACUGUUGAAUAUUAGCCUUGGGCUAAAUCUUUCAACGUAAAUAAAUGACAGCUAGUUUAAUUCCAAGGGACGUUGGACAUCUAAUUGCCAGAGCAUUUCUGCUUACGGUACAUUCAAUACGUAUUAACUUAAUUGAUCAGGACUUUGUUUCUGUUUAAGAAUUUGAUAUAGUUCUUCUCUUAUAGAUCAAAACCCUCUUUAUGAUGAUCCUUUUUCUUUUUGCCGCCUGCCUGGGAUUUUGAAAAUGGGAAGAUUGUUAAGCAGUUGAAAAGCCACAAUACUUGGGUGGAUCACAAAUGGUGCAGGCCUGCUAUAAGACCACUUUAAUUGGACUAAUUCCACCAGAAUCCUCAAUAGGACUAUCAUUGUAAAUUACUUUGAAAUUGUGUUUUUAAUAACCAGAACCAGAAAAUGAUUAUCCUUCGAAUAAACGAGUUAAAGGACAUACAGCAUGUUCAGCAUCUAACAGUAAAAGAUAUAUAUAUACAUAUUGCAUAAAGGUGGAUUCAAGUAGCAAUAAGUUUCUGAUUUUGCACUAAGUCCACAAAAAUGUUAAGGACACCCAUAAUAGCUAAGGUCAAACUUGCCAUGAACUUACAAGAAUAAUAAAGUCAUACUUUUUAGCCUUAAUGUGGAAUUUGCUGGUAAUUUUUUAUCAUAGACAGAUCAUUAAUAUUACUUAACAUGUUUUUAUUUAAUUUAUUUUUUGUAUUUUUUAAAGAAAGGACUAAAAGUAAGCAAGAAAAAUGUUAUGACUUUAUGGCAGUUGAUGCAAUAAACUGUAAUCAAUUUAUUCAAAUAAC
This is a messenger RNA of Zootoca vivipara (common lizard), 5635 nucleotides long. The record is from RefSeq and is a predicted model, not a curated record. NCBI's taxonomy places the organism in Eukaryota, Metazoa, Chordata, Lepidosauria, Squamata, Lacertidae.